AUGGAUCGGGAGAAGCUUAUGAAGAUGGCCACUGCCGUCCGCACCGGCGGCAAGGGCACUGUUAGGAGGAAGAAAAAGGCCGCUCACAAGACGACGACGACCGACGACAAGAGGCUAUCAAGCACUCUGAAGCGCCUUGGUGUGAACACGAUUCCUGGGAUUGAGGAGGUCAACAUUUUCAAAGACGACACGGUCCUCCACUUCUCCAACCCUAAGGUGCAAGCUUCCAUCGGAGCAAACACAUGGGUUGUCAGUGGCGUCCCUCGGGAGAAGAAUCUCCAAGAAUUGCUGCCUGGCAUUAUCAACCAGCUUGGCCCUGAUAACUUGGCCGGACUGAAGAAGAUUGCUCAGGAGUAUCAGAAGGCAGGUGAGGCUGCCGCUGCUGCUGGGGCCGCUGCUGAGGAUGAUGACGAGGUGCCAGAGCUUGUUGAGGGGGAGAACUUUGAGGAUACUUCCAAAAAGGAGCCAGCAGCUGCAGAUGCUUGA
This is a messenger RNA of Closterium sp. NIES-65, 486 nucleotides long. NCBI's taxonomy places the organism in Eukaryota, Viridiplantae, Streptophyta, Zygnematophyceae, Desmidiales, Closteriaceae. The record is from the annotation of a GenBank genome assembly.